AUGGCUGUGGAGCCUCAGGCUGCUGUACACGUGUAUCCAAUAUACGUGAUAUGUGAUGUAGGUAUGCCAUACUGUACUGUUAAAUAUGGCUGCAGCAGUGUCACACACCAGUUGAAGGGAAGAUAUUCCAUAUAUCACAAAAGCAAUCAGUGCUACCAUAUAAUAAAGGCUCAUAGAGCAGAAGAAAUAAGACUAAAGAGUCCAUUACCCAAGACUGGGAAAGCUGAACUAAAUACAACAGUUGGAUUUGAAAAGGAGGAAUAUAAAAUAACGGAGAAACUGAUAAAUCAGCAAAGGGCUCAUCUAAGACACUGGGCAUUCGUUCCUCCUAUGACAAUCCCCAGUUCGGUAUCAACUCAGAAUCCUUCACAUAAUUCAAGGAUUUGCAGUACCUUUGGAUACUAUCAUUUCAAAACCUUUGAUGGAGACAUCUUUCAUUUUCCUGGACACUGUAACUACAUCUUGGCAUCUCACUGCAAGAGCAACUAUGAGGAGUUCAACAUCCAAAUUAGACGCGUUCUUCGGAAAAAUAUUCCCGUAAUCAACGAAAUUAAUGUGAAAAUUGAAGGAGCUGAUAUUGAAAUAACAAAUAAACAUGUCAAAUUCAACAAUGAAGAACUGGAGUUGCCAUACAGCUUUGGAGGGAUCCAGAUUUCAAAGACUGGUACUUACGUCAAAAUUUAUUCCAAAAUUGGUCUUGAAAUGCUGUGGAAUGAAGAAGACUCCAUAUUGCUGGAGCUUAAUCCAAAAUUUGCCAACCAGACUUGUGGACUUUGCGGAGAUUUUAAUGGAAUUCCCAUAUACAACGAAUUUGUUGUGAACAAUUACAUAAUGAGUGACACAAAAUAUGGAAAUCUUCAGAAGUACAAUGGGCCAGAGGAAAGGUGUGAGGAUAUCACAGAGGAGGCCGAGAAUAACUGUACACUCAACGCUGGUUUAUGUAGAACGGUUCUAACUGGUGCAGCUUUCCAACAAUGCAACAGAUUAGUUGAUGUUUCCAAGUACAUUGAACUGUGCGAGAAGGACGUAUGUAGGUGCACUGGCAAUUCCACAGGAUUUUGCCUUUGUAAUAUCUUCACCGAGUAUUCUCGCCAGUGCACACAUGCCGGUGGAAAGCCAAAGAACUGGAGAACUGCUAGACUCUGCCCCUUGAGAUGUGCUUUCAACUUGGAGUUCCGUGAAUGUGGCAGCGCUUGCCAAGACACCUGUACUAAUCCAGAACGCUCAUUAGUAUGUGAUGAUCACUGUACAGACGGAUGCUUCUGCCCAGCAGGGAUGAUAUUUGAUGACAUCAACCGAUCCGGAUGUAUACCAAAAGAGCAAUGCCCUUGUAAAUACAAUGGAGAAGUCUAUGCAAGUGGGACAGGAUAUUCAGAAAAAUGCCAAGCCUGCACUUGUUAUGGCGGGAAGUGGAGCUGUAUUAGAAAACCUUGCUUCGGUAUAUGUUCUCUUGAAGGAGGCUCACAUAUUACCACCUUUGACCUUACCCGCUACAACUUUCAUGGGGAUUGCAGCUACAUAUUGUCAAAGUCAUGCGAAGGCCUACUAUUUAGUAUACUGGCUGAAAUUCGCACCUGUGGAUUAACUGACACUGAAACAUGCUUGAAGAGCAUCUCCCUCAGCCUGAAUGGCGGAAAGGAUUUCAUCUUGGUAAAAACAUGUGGCAGCGUAUACAUCAACUCAAUGUACACUCAGCUUCCAGUUUCAUCCGCCAGUGUCACCAUAUUCAGACCAUCAAGCUUCUACAUCAUCGUGCAGGCCAAAAUUGGCCUACAGCUCAAGAUCCAAAUGGUACCCAAUAUGCAAGUCCACGUCAUUAUGGAUCCACAACAUAUGAACCAAACCUGUGGUCUUUGCGGUAACUUCAACAACAUACAAACUGAUGACUUCAAAUCACCAAGCGGAGUGAUUGAAGGGACUGGUUCAUCGUUCGGAAAUUUGUGGAAGACGCAGGCUGACUGCCCCAACGUUAGAAACAGCUUUGAGAAUCCCUGUUCUCUCAGCACUGAUGCUGAACAAUUUGCCACACACUGGUGCUCAUUGAUCAAAGACAGCGAAGGACCAUUCUCUGCAUGUCACAAAACUGUUGACCCAGCCCCUUAUCAUGAGAACUGCAUGUUUGAUUCCUGUAAUUGUGAAAAGAGUGAAGAAUGCAUGUGUACGGCACUUUCUUCCUACGUCUAUGCUUGCAAUAGACAAGGAGUUGACUUGAGAGGAUGGAGAAAACACGCUUGCGGUGUUUACACCACUACAUGCCCUGCAACUUUGACAUACAGCUAUUCAGUCAGCACUUGCCUGCCCACUUGCCACUCAAUCAGUGAGCCUGAUGAGACUUGCGAUAUCUCCUUCACCAACGUCGAUGGGUGCAUUUGUGAGGAUGGAACCUAUAUGGAUGAAAGUGGCAAGUGUGUCCUGCCUGCUUUUUGCUCCUGCUUUUACAAAGGUUCACCAGUAUCCCCUGGAGAAGUUAUCCAUGAACAUGGGGCAAUAUGCACAUGUACUAAUGGAAAAAUGGAAUGUAUUGGAGAACAAUCACAAGAGAAAGUGUGCGAAUACCCACUGGUCUACUUUGACUGCAAAAAUGCUCCACCUGAAAGCAUGGGAUCUGAAUGCCAAAAAAGCUGCUCAACCUUUGAAACAGAAUGUUACAGUAAAGAAUGUGUAUCUGGAUGCAUGUGUCCAGAAGGAUUGGUGAUCAACGAUAGAGGGGAAUGUGUCCGUGAGGAAGACUGUCCUUGUGUACACAAUGAUGACUUCUUUGAGGCAGGAGAAGUAAUACAGGUUGAGUGCAACACCUGUACUUGCAAACAGAGAAAAUGGGAUUGUACAACUAACACCUGCCUGGGAACUUGCGCUGUUUAUGGAGAUGGACACUACAUUACCUUUGAUGCAAAGAGAUACCGUUUCAAUGGAGACUGUCAGUAUACUUUGGCUCAGGAUUACUGUUCUGAUGAUUCCAAGGCUGGAACAUUCAGAGUGAUCACAGAGAACAUACCCUGCGGCACCACAGGCACUACCUGCUCAAAAUCCAUCAGGCUCUUCUUAGGGAACUAUCAGCUAAUUCUUGGUGACCAGAAGUUUGAUGUGGUUAAAAGGGAAUUUGGGGAGUAUGUGCCCUUCAGGGUCAGACAGAUGGGCAUCUACAUGGUGGUUGAAGCUUUGAAUGGCCUAGUUUUGGUGUGGGACAAGAAAACCACUAUCUUUGUAAAAUUGCAUCCUACGUUUAAGGGAAAAGUCUGUGGUCUUUGCGGUAACUAUGAUGGCAAUACUGUUAAUGACUUUAUCACCAGGAGUCUCUCUGUGGUUGGAGAUGUUACCGAAUUUGGUAACAGUUGGAAAAUGUCUCCCAAUUGCCCAGACGCUUUUGUUGUCAGGGAUCCUUGUUCUCAUAACCCAUACAGAAAAUCAUGGGCACAGAGACAGUGUAGCAUCCUCACUGGACCAGUCUUCUACUCGUGUCAUGCUUUGGUGGACCCAGUGAAAUAUUACGAAGCUUGUGUUAACGAUGCAUGCGCCUGUGACACUGGUGGAGACUGCGAGUGCUUCUGUACAGCUGUAGCCUCGUAUGCUCAAGCUUGCAGUGAAGCUGGCGAGUGCGUCACCUGGAGAACACCAACCAUGUGCCCUGUGUUUUGUGACUACUACAACCGGGAAGGACAUUGUGAAUGGCACUACCAGGCUUGUGGAGCUCCAUGCCUAAAAACCUGUAGGAAUCCUACUGGUGUUUGCUUUAACAACUUGACCGGUUUAGAAGGUUGCUACCCGAAAUGCCCACCUGCCAGACCUUACUUUGAUGAGGAGAGUAUGCGGUGUGUUUCUUCAUGCCACUGUUAUGAUGAAUAUGGGGAAGAAUAUAAACCGGGACAGAAAAUGCCAAGUGAAAACAGAUGUUCAAUCUGCCGAUGUACAAACACUGGAAAAGUAUGUUCUAAACAACCAGUCUGCUGCUUUUAUGAAAACAAGGAAUUUUUGCCUGGUGAUAUAAUUUAUUCCACUGGUGAUGGAAUUGGCGGAUGUAUUAAUGCAAUUUGCUCAGACAAUUCAACUAUUGAAAGAAGCAUUGGUCCAUGUGCAACCACAGUGAGUCCAAGUACAGAAUUUGACUUCUCCACACCAUCAACACCAACUGCUUCACCUACAGGUCCUUCUGAUUAUACAUCCUCUAGCUCCUCUAGUUCUCCAACAUCUUCAUCACCAGUUGAGUCCUCGACAGGUCCCUUGUCCCCUGGUUCUUCAGUUGGUUAUCCUAGUUCUUCCACAACCUCAACACCAAUAAGCACAUCUACAGGUCCUUCUGAUUAUACAUCCCCCAGCUCUUCAACUGGCUACACCAGCUCUCCAACAUCUUCAUCACCAAUUGAGUCCUCUACAGGUCCUUCAUCUCCUGGCUCUUCAGCUGGCUAUCCUAGUCCUUCCACAGCCUCAACACCAAUAGGCACAUCUACAGGUCCUUCUGAUUAUACAUCCCCCGGAUCUUCGACUGGCUACCCCAGUUCUACAUCAUCUUCAUCACUAACUGAGUCCUCCACAGACAUAACCUCAUCUAUCUCUGUUGAAACAAGCAGUGAAACAUCUUCAGAACUGAACAGCACCCCCCCUGGUUUUGCUGGCACCACAACAAUUCCAACUGCUAUUCCAACCAUCUGUGUUGAAGCUUAUGAGUGCAGUUGGUCCCAAUGGUAUGAUGUGAGCAAUCCAGAUCUUGGAGCUGAAGAUGGUGAUUUCGAAACCUUUGAGAAUAUAAGAGCCAAAGGCCAUGAAUUGUGCAAAAAUCCAAAAAGCGUACAAUGCAGAGCAAAAGAAUAUCCAGAUCAAGCUUUAGAGGAUCUAGGACAAGAUGUUACAUGUAGCAGAAAAAAUGGUCUUAUUUGCCUUAAUAGCAAAAACUCACCUAUAUGCCACAAUUUUGAAAUGAGGGUUGAAUGCUGUAAUUAUAGGGAAUGUACAGCCACUACUGAGUCACCAAGUUCCCAAACAUCUCCAGGUACUGAAAAAUCCACCCAGUCAUCUCCUACUACUAUAUAUUCACCAACACCAUCAUCAACAGAAAGUUCAUCACAUGAAGUAAAAUCUACACCUGAAACAUCAACAUCUCAAACUACUUCAAAAGAAGUGCCCACGUCUCCAUCAAAAGAAUCACCAUCUCAAGUAACAAGUUCAGUUUCACCAACAACAGCCUGUAUACACAAGAUGGAAUGCCGCUGGACACCCUGGUAUGAUACUAAUGUACCAAAUAAAAAAAGUGAUGGUGGAGAAGUAGAAAGCCUUAAUGAUAUAAAGAAAGCAGGAGCCGUGAUUUGUACAAAUAAAGAAGUUGAAAAUAAAAUAGAAUGUGAUGCUAUAGAUGAUGAGGGUUUACCAAUCACUAACAAUCAACAGGUAAUUACUUGUAAUCUGGAAAAUGGAUUAAUUUGCUCGAACAGCGAUCAAAACAUAACAAAGAAAUGUAACAAUUACAGAAUAAGGGUUGAAUGCUGUGCAAAAUAUUGUGAAUCACCACAAACACCAAUAAUAUCCACUACAUCCCCUACUGAAUUGGCCACAUCAUCAGAAACUUCUGAACCAGGGACUACAAAAUCUCCAAUACAUCCAUCAACCUCAUCUACUAGGACCCCUGGUACAACACCUCACAUGCAGUCGACCCCUGCGAUUGCUACUGAAAGCACAUCACCUCCGUCAUCUGCACCAUCUGUAAUUGGUACAUCUCAACCAUCAUCUACAUGUGUAUAUAAGAAGGAAUGUCGCUGGACUCAGUGGUAUGAUCUUAAUCAACCUAACACAAAAAGUGAUGGUGGAGAUAGUGAAAGUAUAGAGGAUGUAAAAGCAAAAGGACAUGUAGUUUGUAUAAAUGGAGAAAUUGAAAACAAAAUACAAUGUGAAGCCAUAGACAAAUAUGGAAAAACAAUUGCUAAUAAUCAGCAGAUAAUGUCUUGUGUCCUAAAAGGUGGUCUGAGUUGCAGAAAUAGCCAUCAGAUGAAGAAGGAGAAAUGUCACAAUUACAGAAUUAGGGUUGAAUGUUGUUUUGAGUUCUGUGAAGCACCUACCACUAAAUCACCAAGUACAGAAUCUUCAUCAACAAAAACACCUGGAACAUUAGUUCCAUCAUCAACUAUUACGGAAAGUCCGUCCUCUCCUUCUGGCCCUGGGACAUCUACAUCUGGAAGUCCUAGUUCAGCCUCUGUGACUGAACCAUCCUCUCCUGGAUCCAAAACACCUGGUGAAAUUACUGAAACAUCCUCUCCUUCUGGCCCUGGAACAUCUACUUCUGGAAGUCCAACUACAACUUCUGUGACUGAAUCUUCUUCUCCUGGAUCCAAAACACCUGGAGAAACACCUGGCACAACAUCUCCACUAGGUCCUGGAACAUCUACUUCUGGAAGCUCAACGACAAGUUCUGUAACUGAACCUUCUUCUCCUGGGUCCAAAACACCUGAUGAAAAGCCUGAAACAUCCUCUCCUUCUGGCCCUGGAACAUCUACUUCUGGAAGUCCUACCACAACAUCUGUGACAGAACCUGGGUCACCUGGUGCUGAAUCCUCACCAUCAUCUCCUUCAUCCACUAGUCUGACUUCAUCAGGUGGCACAUAUACAACAUCACCCUGUGUGUAUAAGAUGGAGUGUCGCUGGACUCAGUGGUAUGAUAACAAUAAACCUAAUAAAAAAAGUGAUGGUGGAGACAAUGAGAGUAUAGAAGAUAUAAAAUCUAAAGGGGGAGAGGUUUGCUCUAAAGGGGAGGUUGAAAACAAAAUAGAAUGUGAAGCUGUGGACAAAGAUGGAAGAAGCAUUUCUGAUAAUCAACAAGUGAUAACUUGUGAUGUGGAAACUGGACUAGCAUGUCAAAACAGACAACAAAAGGAAAAAGAAAAGUGUCAUAAUUACCGAAUGAGAUAUGAAUGUUGUGCGGAGUAUUGUGAGCGACUAGAAACACCAACAACAUCUAGCCCCAUCAUCACUGAAUCAACAACUACAGUAAGUGGAUCUUUAACAUCAGAAACACCUAGAACCUCACCAUCCUCACCUGUUGUUACAGAACGCCCAUCAACAGGUGCUGUAACUGAACCUGACUACACAACUACUGAAAACUGUGAGAAGUUUAGAGCAUCAGAAUGUCAUUGGACAGAAUGGUUUAAUGAGGAGAAACCUUCAACAGAUAUUAAAAGUGGCGACAAUGAGAAUACAAAUAAACUAAGGUCCAAAGGAAUAGAAGUAUGUAAGAAAGAAGAGGUUGAAAACCAAAUUGAGUGCAGGGCUGAGGAAUAUCCAGAGCUAGCUUAUGAAGAAAUAAAACAAGUAUCUAAAUGUAAUAUUAAAGAAGGAUUAGUGUGUAAUAAUGAAGAUCAGACUGAAAAUGAUACACUAUGUCAUGACUUCAAGAUACGAAUUGAAUGCUGUUCUAAAAAUUUUGUUAAAUUCUGUGGUGAAUUUACAACAUCUCCUGCCUCACCAUCAUCUACCGAAGUGACUAAGAUCCCUACAACAACUGCAGUAACUAAACCUUCCUCACCUGGAACGUUCCCAUCUACUUCAGUCCCUGGAGCAUCAACUUCUAAAACUCCUGGCACAACCUCUCCAUAUGGACCUGAAGCUUCUACUUCAGGAACUCCUACUACAGCCUCUGUGACUGAACCAUCCUCUCCUGGAUCUAAAACACCUGGUGAAAUUAAUGAAACAUCCUCUCCUUCUGGCCCUGGAACGUCUACUUCUGGAAGUCCAACUAUAACUUCUGUGACUGAAUCUUCUUCUCCUGGAUCCAAAACACCUGGAGAAACACCUGGUACAACAUCUCCACUAGGUCCUGGAACAUCCACUUCUGGAAGCUCAACGACAAGUUCUGUAACUGAACCUUCUUCUCCUGGGUCCAAAACACCUGAUGAAAAGCCUGAAACAUCCUCUCCUUCUGGCCCUGGAACAUCUACUUCUGGAAGUCCUACCACAACAUCUGUGACAGAACCUGGGUCACCUGGUGCUGAAUCCUCACCAUCAUCUCCUUCAUCCACUAGUCUGACUUCAUCAGGUGGCACAUAUACAACAUCACCCUGUGUGUAUAAGAUGGAGUGUCGCUGGACUCAGUGGUAUGAUAACAAUAAACCUAAUAAAAAAAGUGAUGGUGGAGACAAUGAGAGUAUAGAAGAUAUAAAAUCUAAAGGGGGAGAGGUUUGCUCUAAAGGGGAGGUUGAAAACAAAAUAGAAUGUGAAGCUGUGGACAAAGAUGGAAGAAGCAUUUCUGAUAAUCAACAAGUGAUAACUUGUGAUGUGGAAACUGGACUAGCAUGUCAAAACAGAGAACAAAAGGAAAAAGAAAAGUGUCAUAAUUACCGAAUGAGAUAUGAAUGUUGUGCGGAGUAUUGUGAGCGACUAGAAACACCAACAACAUCUAGCCCCAUCAUCACUGAAUCAACAACUACAGUAAGUGGAUCUUCAACAUCAGAAACACCUGGAACCUCACCAUCCUCACCUGUUGUUACAGAACGCCCAUCAACAGGUGCUGUAACUGAACCUGACUACACAACUACUGAAAACUGUGAGAAGUUUAGAGCAUCAGAAUGUCAUUGGACAGAAUGGUUUAAUGAGGAGAAACCUUCAACAGAUAUUAAAAGUGGCGACAAUGAGAAUACAAAUAAACUAAGGUCCAAAGGAAUAGAAGUAUGUAAGAAAGAAGAGGUUGAAAACCAAAUUGAGUGCAGGGCUGAGGAAUAUCCAGAGCUAGCUUAUGAAGAAAUAAAACAAGUAUCUAAAUGUAAUAUUAAAGAAGGAUUAGUGUGUAAUAAUGAAGAUCAGACUGAAAAUGAUACACUAUGUCAUGACUUCAAGAUACGAAUUGAAUGCUGUUCUAAAAAUUUUGUUAAAUUCUGUGGUGAAUUUACUACAUCUCCUGCCUCACCAACAUCUACCGAAGUGACUAAGAUCCCUACAACAACUGCAGUAACUAAACCUUCCUCACCUGGAACGUUCCCAUCUACUUCAGUCCCUGGAGCAUCAACUUCUAAAACUCCUGGCACAACCUCUCCAUAUGGACCUGAAACUUCUACUUCAGGAACUCCUACUACAGCCUCUGUGACUGAACCAUCCUCUCCUGGAUCUAAAACACCUGGUGAAAUUAAUGAAACAUCAUCUCCUUCUGGCCCUGGAACGUCUACUUCUGGAAGUCCAACUACAACUUCUGUGACUGAAUCUUCUUCUCCUGGAUCCAAAACACCUGGAGAAACACCUGGUACAACAUCUCCACUAGGUCCUGGAACAUCCACUUCUGGAAGCUCAACGACAAGUUCUGUAACUGAACCUUCUUCUCCUGGGUCCAAAACACCUGAUGAAAAGCCUGAAACAUCCUCUCCUUCUGGCCCUGGAACAUCUACUUCUGGAAGUCCUACCACAACAUCUGUGACAGAACCUGGGUCACCUGGUGCUGAAUCCUCACCAUCAUCUCCUUCAUCCACUAGUCUGACUUCAUCAGGUGGCACAUAUACAACAUCACCCUGUGUGUAUAAGAUGGAGUGUCGCUGGACUCAGUGGUAUGAUAACAAUAAACCUAAUAAAAAAAGUGAUGGUGGAGACAAUGAGAGUAUAGAAGAUAUAAAAUCUAAAGGGGGAGAGGUUUGCUCUAAAGGGGAGGUUGAAAACAAAAUAGAAUGUGAAGCUGUGGACAAAGAUGGAAGAAGCAUUUCUGAUAAUCAACAAGUGAUAACUUGUGAUGUGGAAACUGGACUAGCAUGUCAAAACAGAGAACAAAAGGAAAAAGAAAAGUGUCAUAAUUACCGAAUGAGAUAUGAAUGUUGUGCGGAGUAUUGUGAGCGACUAGAAACACCAACAACAUCUAGCCCCAUCAUCACUGAAUCAACAACUACAGUAAGUGGAUCUUCAACAUCAGAAACACCUGGAACCUCACCAUCCUCACCUGUUGUUACAGAACGCCCAUCAACAGGUGCUGUAACUGAACCUGACUACACAACUACUGAAAACUGUGAGAAGUUUAGAGCAUCAGAAUGUCAUUGGACAGAAUGGUUUAAUGAGGAGAAACCUUCAACAGAUAUUAAAAGUGGCGACAAUGAGAAUACAAAUAAACUAAGGUCCAAAGGAAUAGAAGUAUGUAAGAAAGAAGAGGUUGAAAACCAAAUUGAGUGCAGGGCUGAGGAAUAUCCAGAGCUAGCUUAUGAAGAAAUAAAACAAGUAUCUAAAUGUAAUAUUAAAGAAGGAUUAGUGUGUAAUAAUGAAGAUCAGACUGAAAAUGAUACACUAUGUCAUGACUUCAAGAUACGAAUUGAAUGCUGUUCUAAAAAUUUUGUUAAAUUCUGUGGUGAAUUUACUACAUCUCCUGCCACACCAUCAUCUACCGAAGUGACUAAGAUCCCUACAACAACUGCAGUAACUAAACCUUCCUCACCUGGAACGUCCCCAUCUACUUCAGUCCCUGGAGCAUCAACUUCUAAAACUCCUGGCACCUCCUCUGAGACUUCAACAGGCCCAGUGACAGAAGGUUCCACCACCACAUCAACAUCAAAAGCCACACUUUCACCUACAUCUCCUUCUGCAACUUCAUCUUCAACAUCUCCCCCAUCCUCUGGCAUUUCAUCCACCAGUUCCCCAAGUACAACUACCAGCUGUGAAAAGUUCAGACUAUCUGAAUGCCACUGGACAAGGUGGUUUAACGAAGAGAAACCUUCAUCAGAUAUAGAAAGUGGGGAUAUUGAAAACUCAAGUAAACUAAAGACCAAAGGAAUAGAAGUCUGCAAGCCAGAAGAAGUUGAAAAUCAAAUUGAGUGCAGAGCAGUGCAAUUUCCUGAUUUAGCCUAUACAGAUAUUAAGCAAGUUUCAAAGUGUAAUGUGAAAGAUGGAUUGGUUUGUGAGAAUAAACAUCAAUCAGAGGAUGGCAACAAAUGCCAUGACUAUGAGAUAAGGAUGGAGUGCUGCUCUGAAAGGUUUGUUAAAGCUUGUGGAGAAUCAGUCCCAUCACCUGCUUCGCCCUCACCUUCUGAGAUGACAAAACAUCCUUCAACAACUUCUGUAUCUGAACCAUCCUCAUCAGAAGCAUCACCCACAUCAUCGACAAGCAUUUUGUCAAGCCAAACUCCUUCCACUGAAUCAUCUCCUAGUUCCCCUGGUUCUCCAAGUUCAUCUUCUCCACCCAGUCCUUCUCGUACAACAACAUCUGUUUCUAGUACUUCAAGUGGUACUGUAACAGUGUCUUCCACCUCUGGAACAACUUCUUAUCCAACAACAUCCCCAUCUGAUAGUUCAUCCGCUGCUUCAUCUACUACUGCAACUGUGAUAUUAUCUACAAGAAGCACACCAUCAUCUUCUGAAAAAACCACAUCUCCAACUACAUCUCCCGAAGGUUCAUCAACUGUCAGCGGCACAACACCUUGCUUCUGCAAAGUAAAUGAAAAGUUCUUUUCUCCAGGUGAAAUACUCUACAAAGAAGCAGAUAAAGAUGGUUGUGAAUAUUAUGCAAUAUGCAGCGAUACGUGUAGACCAGAAUGGCACAUGGGGCAAUGUUCCACAACAGCAUCAACAGGCACAUCUCCAGGUGGAGAGUACAGUCCCAGCAGCACAUCUACUCCAACACCUGAAACUUCAGAAGUUAAAGAUGUUACCAGUUCUUCUCCACACAUGUCAAGACCAAGCAAAAAGCCUCCAACCUCAACAGGUUCUACAGUAGAAGAAUCUGGUUCCACCACUGCACCUCCCACAGGAAGCGCUCCAACAACUGAUACUUCCUUAGUGAUGAGUGUCACAGGUGGCAAUUCCUACCUAACCAGGCCCAGCAAGAGACCACCAACACCUGGUUCAACUGAAGGAAGUUCAACCGAAUUGAGUACACAGGGCUAUUCUUCAACAGAAUCGAGUCCUGAAAGUUCAUCGCCAUCUGGAACGAGUCCAGGAGGAUAUUCACCAACACAAACAAGUCCAGGAAGCUCAUUACCAUCAGGAACUAGUCCAGGAGGCUUGUCCCCAACGGAAACUAGCCCUGGUAGCACACAUCCAACAGAAUUUACACAAAAUGAAUCUGGUUCCACCACUGCACCUCCCACAGGAAGCGCUCCAACAACUGAUACUUCCUUAGUGAUGAGUGUCACAGGUGGCACUUCAUACCUAACCAGGCCCAGCAGGAGACCACCAACAGAUGGUUCAACUGAAUUGAGUACAGAGGGCUAUUCUCCAACAGAAUCAAGUCCUGGAAGUUCAUCGCCAUCAGAAACGAGUCCAGGAGGCUAUUCUCCAACAGAAUCGAGUCCUGAAAGUUCAUCGCCAUCUGGAACGAGUCCAGGAGGAUAUUCACCAACACAAACAAGUCCAGGAAGCUCAUUACCAUCAGGAACUAGUCCAGGAGGCUUGUCCCCAACCGAAACUAGCCCUGGUAGCACACAUCCAACAGAAUUUACAUCAAAUGAAUCCAGCUCCCCAACACCUGAAACUUCAGAUGUAAAAGAUGUUACCAGUUCUUCUUCACACAUGCCAAGACCAAGCAAAAAGCCUCCAACCUCAGCAGGUUCUACAGUAGAAGAAUCUGGUUCCACCACUGCACCUCCCACAGGAAGCGCUCCAACAACUGAUACUUCCUUAGUGAUGAGUGUCACAGGUGGCACUUCAUACCUAACCAGGCCCAGCAGGAGACCACCAACACAUGGUUCAACUGAAUUGAGUACAGAGGGCUAUUCUCCAACAGAAUCAAGUCCUGGAAGUUCAUCGCCAUCAGAAACGAGUCCAGGAGGCUAUUCUCCAACAGAAUCAAGUCCUGGAAGUUCAUCACCAUCAGAAACGAGUCCAGGAGUAUAUUCACCAACAGAAUCUAGCCCAGGAAGCUCUUCUCCACCUGAAACGCACCCAGCUUGUGGACCCUGUGAAUGCCUAAUGCCAACAUGUGGAACCGGUUAUCGUGUGGUAUCUUACAGGCCCCCUGGUGCUUGUUGUGCUAAUAUCAGAUGUGAGCCUGACUCCGUCUGCGUAGUAGACAAUACCAUAUACCAGCGUGGAUCCACAGUGCCACAACCUAAGGAUGUGUGCCAACAAUGUGAAUGUUCUGAACAGGAAAAAGAUGAGGAAUCAGGGCUUUAUGCAGUAAAAUGUCAGCCAAUCGUGUGUGAUGAGACUUGUAAAGAGGGUUUCACAUACGCUAAGAAGGAAGGACAGUGUUGCGGUGAAUGUGUGGCUAAUCAAUGUACCGUGAAAGGAGUAGAUGACAAACAAGUGGAAAUCAAGGUGAAUGCAAGGACAUGUAUGCCUCACAUAUCUUAA
Spea bombifrons (plains spadefoot toad) is the source of this 13230-nucleotide messenger RNA. Its product is annotated as mucin-5AC-like. The coding region runs from base 1 to 13230 and encodes 4409 amino acids. Lineage: Eukaryota; Metazoa; Chordata; Amphibia; Anura; Pelobatidae. The transcript has 35 exons. Gene Ontology annotation, molecular function: protein binding. Gene Ontology annotation, cellular component: extracellular matrix. The record is from RefSeq and is a predicted model, not a curated record.